AUGCUGUUUAUAAUCCUGGCAGCAUGCAUUGCUGUGUUGCUCUACCUUUACCAUGUUAAUCGUGCUAUAAUGGCCGUUCCCGAGGAAGCUCGUCGUCUGUGCCCUCACCGCUGGACAGUCGAUGAGAUCAAGGCUGCUUUCGAAAAGGUUCAGGACUCUCCCACCGAUGUAGCCAAAAGCCUUCCCCCAAAGCAAUCUAGACGCUAUAUCGUUGUUGGUGGAUCCGGACUCGUUGGAAACUGGAUUGUAUCGCACCUUAUCAUGCGUGGCGAAGACCCAUCCGCUAUCCGGAUUUUGGAUCUCCAGACUCCCCGACCUGAAGUUCUCGAUCAGGGUGUCACCUUCAUCAAGACGAACAUCACCGAUGAGCAGGCCGUCCUGAGCGCCUUCUCACAACCAUGGGCCUCAUCAGUCGCUGACCUGCCAUUGACCGUAUUCCACAACGCCGCAGUGAUCCGACCCGCAGAACGCCUCAGGGCUUUCCUGCCUCUGUGCCGCAACGUAAACGUCGGCGGUACAGUGAACGUGCUCAACGCCGCCAAGAAAUCCGGAGCAACCUGCAUGAUCGCAACGUCGUCUGGCUCCGUCUGUCUCCGCCGAUUCUCGUUCUGGGUCGCUCCCUGGACAAAGACGCCCGAGUACCUCGUACAAGUCGUCAACGACUCAAGCGAAGUACCCAAGCAGCACGACCAUUUCUUCGGAAACUACGCCGUCGCAAAAGCCGAAGCAGAGAACAUCGUCCGUUCCGCAGACGACCCCAAAUCCAACUUCCGAACCGGCUGCAUCCGCCCCGUAAAUGGAAUCUACGGUGUCUCGGACUCCGCCGGCAGCGUCACAGGAAACUAUCUUCGUACCGGAGGUGCCCCAACCUGGACCUACGAUGUAAUUCACAGCUGGGUUAACGCCGAAAACGUCUCAAUCGCCCAUCUCCUCUACGAACAGCGUCUCCUCGAACACACGAAUAGCCCCUCCACGCUCCCAAACAUCGGUGGACAGGCCUUCGCCGUCACAGACCCCAACCCGCCCGUCAUCUUCGAUGACAUCUACCUUUGCCUCACGACAUUAGCAAAGACACCUGCCGCCUUCCCCCAUGUUCCAGUCAUGCCGUUUAUCCUGAUGUCUUAUCCCAUUGAAUGGUAUGCCUUCCUGCAGCAGCAGUAUCUCCCCUGGCUUCCGAAGAUCACGGGUGAGCUUGCUAAGCUGCAGCCGGGACUCUUUGCUAUCGCCAACGCGCACGUCAUUGGAGAUGACUCGCGUGCGCGGUUGUCUCCUGAGAAGGGUGGGCUUGGGUAUAAUCCACCUAUCAAUACCCUAGAAGGGCUAUGUAGGGAGCUUAAGGCGUGGAAUAAGAAGGCGGACAUGAAGUCUUCCUCUUGA
Molecule: messenger RNA, 1377 nt
Organism: Aspergillus oryzae RIB40
Lineage: Eukaryota; Fungi; Ascomycota; Eurotiomycetes; Eurotiales; Aspergillaceae
Product: putative 3-beta hydroxysteroid dehydrogenase/isomerase family protein
Exons: 3
Coding region: 1-1377 (458 amino acids)
Biological process (GO): steroid biosynthetic process
Molecular function (GO): 3-beta-hydroxy-Delta5-steroid dehydrogenase (NAD+) activity
Source: RefSeq, a predicted model, not a curated record